Pediculus humanus corporis (human body louse) is the source of this 2103-nucleotide messenger RNA. Its product is annotated as reverse transcriptase, putative. Bases 1 to 2103 code for a protein of 700 amino acids. NCBI's taxonomy places the organism in Eukaryota, Metazoa, Arthropoda, Insecta, Psocodea, Pediculidae. The transcript has a single exon. The record is from RefSeq and is a predicted model, not a curated record.
AUGAGAACAAGACAAAGUAAGAACCAAAACAAAUCUUGUUCUACUGUCGACCUGAGGCAGCUCGACGAGAAUGUGAAUUUCACUGCUUCUGACCCUGGCCACUCCAAAGAUGUUAGUCACCGGAGCCCAGUUCAGGAGACAACUCGUUCCCAUCGAAUAAGAUGGACUCAGGAAGACCUUCAAGAAUUGAUGUGGUGCUAUUUUUACUCUCAAAAAUUUGGUUCAGGAUCGGAAAGUGACACCUUUAAAAUCUGGAGAGGAAGAAACCCAAACAGCAGGAAGGACAUGACAUCGAAGAAGUUGGCUGCCCAGAGAAGAUAUAUAAUGAAAGCACAAAAAAUUGAAAAUAAUAAAUUAGAAGAAAUUAAGAAAAAUGUAGACUCUUCGUGCAGUAAUGUUAUACGAGAUAAUGCACAAAUAAUAACAGAAUUAAAUGAGUCUAACCACAAGAGUAAAACCGAUACUGACGAGCAAUUGUUGACUGAUGCAGAAAUGAAGAGCAUCGAAGAGAGACUAAUUGAAGAGAUAAAAAAAGUAAAGAUGUGCCCAUUAAUAAACAGGAAGCCAUUAAGGAAAAUAUACAAAAAUAAAAAGGCAACUGAAGUUUUACAUCUUAUAGAUAACACCCUCAUAAAUGUAUUAGAAAAAGUGGUAGACAUUAAUUUAACCACAAUUAAUGAAAUUAUAUAUGCUGCGGGGGUAGUUGCCACAGAUAUUAUACUUGGGCCAAGAAAAGAAGCUCGUCAUAAAGGAAUGGAAACAAAAAAGUCAACAUCACCAAUAUGGAUACAAAGAAUAGAGGGAAAAAUAGAAAGAAUAAGAUUACAUAUCUCCCUGGUAUCCGAAAUGAAGAAGAAUAAUAAUUUAAAGAAGAGGACAAUAAAGAAACUGGAUCACCUUAAAAGGAUCUAUAAAUUGAAGACCAUGGAAGAUAUAGAACUUACCAUGGAAACUUUAAAACAAAAGGUAUUGCUCUAUUCUCAGAGAAUAAGAAGAUAUAAGAAGAGAGAGCAGUUUUGGCGACAAAAUAAAUUGUUUGAAUCGGACCCAAAGAAAUUUUAUAGAACAAUUAGAGAGCAGAACAUACAAAAUGGAUCCAGCACCUUAAAUGUAGAAAAAAUGGCAGACUUUUGGUCGAAUAUAUGGGAAAAAUCUCAUCCACUAAAUAAGAACUCUACAUGGAUGAAUAAAGAAAAAGAAGCGCAUGCCUGGAUUGCUUCUUCAACAAUGUCGGAUGUAAGAAUGGCGGAUUUAGAAACAUGCCUAAAAAACACGGCCAAUUGGAAAAGUCCCGGAUUAGAUAGGGUACAAAAUUUUUGGAUUAAGAAUUUUACAAGUACCCAUAAGUAUUUACUGGUAUCCAUAAAUAAAUUAAUAAUGGGACGGCAAGAAAUGCCAGAAUGGAUAACCACGGGAAAAACGUAUUUGCUGCCAAAAAAAUCAGGAGCUAUGGAACCGAAAGAUUUUCGGCCGAUAACCUGUUUGCCCACAAUGUAUAAAAUAAUAACAGCUAUUAUUGCUGAAAAGAUUUAUGGGCAUUUAAGAAAAAAUAACAUUUUUCCUCCUGAACAAUAUGGAUGCAGGAAAGGGUCUUACGGCUGCAAGGAGGUUUUAUUAAUAAAUAAAUUGAUCAUGGCCAGUGCAAAACAAAAGAGGAAGAAUUUAAGCAUGGCAUGGAUUGACUAUCAAAAGGCCUUUGAUAGUGUGCCUCACGAAUGGAUUAUUGAGGCAUUGAAAAUAUAUAAAGUAGACCCUAACAUUACAACGUUCUGCGAGAAGAGUAUGAAAAAUUGGUGCACCCAGCUGGAAGUGCAAAAAUACUCUUCUAGAAAAAUAUUUAUAAAAAGAGGGAUUUUUCAGGGAGAUUCAUUGUCGCCACUUUUAUUUUGCAUGUCUUUAAUUCCUCUAUCCAGACAGCUUAAUAUCAAGGAUCAAGGAUAUGAGUUGAUACCGGGAGGCAGGAAAAUUACCCAUAUGCUAUAUAUGGAUGACUUAAAAAUUUAUGCCAAAAAUGAAGAGGAGUUAAAUAAAAUGUUACGGACGGUUCAAACCUUUUCCUCUGACAUCAACAUGAAAUUUGGUUUGGAAAAUGUGCCAGAAUAA